Molecule: messenger RNA, 996 nt
Organism: Rosa rugosa (rugosa rose)
Lineage: Eukaryota; Viridiplantae; Streptophyta; Magnoliopsida; Rosales; Rosaceae
Exons: 3
Coding region: 115-621 (168 amino acids)
Molecular function (GO): fatty acyl-CoA hydrolase activity
Source: RefSeq, a predicted model, not a curated record
UGUUUUAACUUUAGAGUGCCCACUGAUCUUAAAGUUCUGGCUCGCCACUGGCCAUGGAGUCUCCGUCCUGCUUUACUAGUUGACUAGUUGCAGUAAAAGUCUUGACGAGGAGAAAUGGAUCCGAAUAUGGAGACGCGGGUCAACGAGUCUCUGCAGCAGCUGCCGACGACCCAACAAGGGUCGACGGAGGCAGUGUCGCGACUCGACAUUGAAGCUCAGCGACUCGCAGACGAGUCAAGCCUCUACGAUUAUUUCGCUGCUACGGGAAUCCGAGUGGAUCGAGUCGAACCCGGACUCGUCGUCUCUUCUUUCAAGGUCCCUCCCCGCCUCACCGACAGAGCUGGAAAUUUUGCCAAUGGUGCAAUUGCAAACCUUGUUGAUAUAGUAGCUCACUCUCCAAUUUAUGUUGUGGGUCAACCUGCUAAUGUUUCAGUAGACAUUUCCAUCUCGUAUUUGUCAACUGCAAAGGUCCAUGAUGAGUUAGAGAUCACCUCAAAGAGGUUAGGACAAAGAGGACGUUAUACUGGAAUACUUGUGUGCCUGAGAAACAAAGUGACUGGGGAGAUCAUUGCUGAAGGUCGGCAUUCAAUGUUUCUUUCGAAAGUUGUUCCCAAACUCUGAGUCUCCUAGUCCUUUCCACAGACAGACGGUUGUAUAAACGAACUCUAUAUGAUGGAGGCUCUUGGGGUUGGAUCCCAUUAGGUUAGACGUGUGUAAUUAAUUAUCAUCUGCCUGUUACAUGAUGAGGAUCAAGCAUCUGACCUUGAUGUGUCAUUAAGUAGCAAGGACUGCUUAUAUUCCACAAAAAGAGCAAAGACAAUGUUGCUUUCGGCUUCAACGUAAUGCUGAGAGAGUUUGUUGUCUGCAGACUGUAGUUGGCCCUUUGUGGUAUCAACGUUUCUGUGAUGGAUUAGAUUUGAUGUUAAUUUUGAUUUGGAUUGUCAUGGACCAAAAUGAAUUAUUGAGGAGAUAAAAAAUGUCUCUACUCUUUUAAUA